This is a messenger RNA of Coregonus sp. 'balchen', 6271 nucleotides long. The record is from the annotation of a GenBank genome assembly. Lineage: Eukaryota; Metazoa; Chordata; Actinopteri; Salmoniformes; Salmonidae.
UGUGAGUCUAGCAGGGAGGGCCCUGGGGCUAAAGGGGUGACUCCCAAUCCCUUGGUUACAGCUGGAGCAGGCCAGCUCCCCCGGAUGCUCUCCCAGCCCGUCCAUCCAGCCCAGGUCCACCGGGUCCAGCAUUCCAGCAGUGACAGAUGUCAGUGUUCAGCAGAGAAGGUACAGUCCAUAGAAAUAGUCUGCGUCCCGAAAAGCACUCUAUUCUCUAUAUAGUGCACUACUUUUGAUCAAGGCCAAUAGGGAAUAGGGUGCCAUUAGGGACGCAACCAUACAUAUUACUAGAGUGAUCUAUGUUAUAAACCUUCCUAACUCUAGAAUGUGUUGAUGAAGGCAGCCAUUUUGGUUUUCUAUUUAACUCUGUGUACAAUCAGUAGCUGAGGAUCGCUCAACUCCGUUCUCUUAUAUCGAGGUGGAGUUGAGUAUUGAUAACUGGUCACGCGAUUUGCUAGCAACAACAUUGAGUCAACAUCAGUCGAUGCUUGUAAAAAUUAAAAUUCUGAAAACGCUUACCUGUAUCUAUGUUUGUCCUAUACAACUGCGGUCCUUCACACUUUUCAUAAAAACUUUUAUUGAAUGCAACCACCAACCUUUUACUCAUUAGUGUUGCUCAACUGGAGAUGUAGCGGCCUUGACGUACUGAGAUUCAAUUGGCACAAGCGCAUUCGUGCUGAGUUGAACAACUCAAAUUAGGAAAAUGUUGGUGGUUGUAUUGUGAUGAGGUGUGAAUGACGGAGUCAGGCGCAGGAGGUAAAACACUGAAAUCCAGAGUUUAUUCAGUGUACAUGAAUAAAGCGCAGCAAGCGUCAAAACGAAACUAGCACAAGGGAAAAAUCCACCUUGGCUACAUACAAGGAAAGCUAGCAAUGAACAAUCACUCACAAAGGACAAGGGGGCAGAGGGAACACUUAUACACAGACUAAUGAGGGAAUGAGAACCAGGUGUGUGUGAUUGACAAGACAAGACAAAUGGAGUGAUGAUAAAUGGAGCGGUAGUGGCUAGUAAGCCGGUGACGACGAACACCGAAACCUGCCCGAGCAAGGAGGAGGGGCAGCCUCGGCUGAAUUCGUGACAGUACCCCCUACUUGACGCGCACCUCCAGCAGCGCGCUGACAGCGGCCUCGGGGACGGCCAGGAGGACGCGGAGCAGGGCGAGUCGGAUGGCGACGAUGGAAGUCCCUCAACAGAGAGGGAUCGAGGAUAUCCCUCACCUGGACCCAGCACCGUUCCUCCGGACCGUACCCUUCCCACUCCACGAGGUACUGAAGGCCCCCCACCCGAUGCCUCAAAUCCAGUAUGGAACGGACAGAGUACGCCUGUGCCCCCUCGAUGUCCAAAGGAGAUGGAGGGACCUCCCGCACCUCAGACUCCUGGAGCGGACCAGCCACCACCGGCUUGAGGAGAGACACAUGAAACGAGGGGUUAAUACGGUAAUCAGGGGGGAGUAAUAACCUAUAUGUGACCUCGUUGAUUCUCCUCAGGACUUUGAACGGCCCUACAAACCGUGGGCUCAGCUUCCGGCAGGGCAGGCGGAGGGGCAGAUUCCGGGUCGAGAGCCAGACCCGAUCCUCCGGCACAAAGAUGGGGGCCUCACUGCGGUGACGGUCAGCGUUGGCCUUCUGACGAUGCACGACGCAUUGGAGGUGAACAUGGGCAGCGUUCCACGUCUCCUCCGCGCGCCGAAACCAGUCAUCCACCGCAGGAGCUUCGUUCUGGCUCUGGCGCCACGGUGCCAGAACCGGUUGAUAACCUAAAACACACUGAAAUGGCGUUAGGUUCGUAGAGGAGUGGUGGAGAGAGUUCUGGGCAUAUUCUUCCCAUGGCAGGAACACCGACCACUCCCCCGGCCGGUCCUGGCAAUAGGACCUCAGGAACCUACCCACAUCCUGAUUUACCCGUUCCACCUGCCCCAUUACUCUCAGGGUGGAACCCAGAGGUCAGGCUGACUGAGACUCCCAGACAUUCCAUGAACACCUUCCAGACUUUAGAUGUGAAUUGGGGACCUCGGUCAGACACUAUAUCCUCUGGUACCCCGUAGUGCCGGAAGACGUGAGUAAACAGGGCCUCCGCAGUUUGCAGAGCCGUGGGGAGACCGGGCAGAGGAAGGAGGCGGCAGGCCUUCGAAAAGCGGUCCACAACGACCAGGAUGGUGGUGUUCUCUUGAGAGAGAGGCAGAUCAGUUUAAAAAAUCAACACUCAAAUGAGACCAUGGUCGUUGUGGAACUGGUAAAAGUUUUAACUUACCCGCUGGGAGGUGCCUAGGUGCCUUACUCUGGGCGCACACUGAGCAGGAGGAAACAUACACCCUCACGUCCUUAGCCAAGGUAGGCCACCAGUACUUUUCGGUCAGGCAGCGCACUGUACGACUGAUACCUGGGUGACCAGAGGAGGAUGACAUGUGUGCCCAGUAGAUCAGACGAUCACGGAUAAGCGCAGGCACAUACUGCAGCCCAGCUGGACACUGCGGUGGAGAUGGAUCUGUGCGUAAUGCCUGUGCUAUAUCCGCGUACAUCGCCCUUACUACCGGCGCCACAAUGCAGGGGUCUGGCAAUAUGGGGGUAUUGUCUCUGGGCCUCUCCUCUGUAUCAUAAGGCCGGGACAGUGCGUCUGCCUUCACGUUCUUCGUACCCGGAAUGUAUGACAGUGUGAAGUCAAACCGGGUGAAGAAUAGGGCCCACCUGGCCUGGCGAGGGUUCAGCCUCCUCGCUGCCCAGAUGUACUCCAGGUUAUGGUUGUCCAUCCAGACGAGGAAUGGGUGUUUCACCCACUCGAGCCAAUGUCUCCACACGGUCAAAGACAGGACUGCUCCCAUCCCAACCUCGGACGCAUCCACCUCCACUACGAACGGUAGUGAUGGAUCGGGUGGGCCAGUACCGGGGCCGAGGUGAACAGUUCCCUCAGGUUACUGAAGGCCCUGUCAGCCUCAGCAGACCAGCGGAGCCGGGACGGCCCACCCUUCAACAGAGAUGUAAUGGGAGCUGCGAUCUUGCCAAAGCCCCGGAUAACCUCUGAUAAUAGUUGGCGAAGCCAAGGAAGCGCUGCACCUCCUUUACCAUGGUUGGAGUCGGCCAAUUACGCACGGCUGCAAUGCGGUCACCUUCCAUCUCCACACCUGUGGUAGAAAUGCAGUAUCCGAGGAAGGAGACGGACUGCUGGAAAAAGAUACACUUUUCUGCCUUGACAGUCGGGCCUGUAUUUUGCGAACCAGGGACACAUGCUCGGCGCACGUAGCGGAAUACACCAAGAUGUCAUCGAUGUAGUCCACUACACCGCGACUAAGCAUGUCCCAUAAUGCCCCGUGGUUAUGCUGAAUGCUGUCUUCCACUCAUCUCCCUCUCGGAUACGCACCAGGUUGUACGCACUCCUGAGGUCUAAUUUAGUGAAGAAGUGCGCUCCAUGCAAUGACUCAACCACUGACGGAAUGAGGGGGAGAGGAUAACUAAAUCUAAUUGACUCCUUGUUCAGUGGUCGAUAGUCAAUGCACGGGCGCAGACCGCCAUCUUUCUUCUUCACAAAAAAGAAACUCGAGGAGGCGGGUGAAGUGGAGGGACGUAUGUACCCCUGGCGCAGGGACUCGGUGACGUAUGUCUCCAUAGCCUCCGUCUCCGCCUGCGACAGGAGAUACACAUGACUCCUGGGAGGUACAGCGUCUACCCAAAGGUUUAUUGUGCAAUCUCCCGCCCGAUGAGGUGGCAAUUUAGUUGCUUUAUUCUUGGAGAAAACUUGUGCCAGAUCAUGGUAUUCGGGGGGAAUGCGCACGGUGGAGGCACCGUCUGGACUUUCCACCGUGGUUGCACCAACGGAACCACCCAGACACCUACCCUGACACUCUCGAGACCACCCCGUGAGAACCCUCUGCGGCCAUGAGAAAGUGGGGUUGUGGAGUGCUAGCCACGGAAUACCUAACACCACAGGGAAAGCAGGAGACUCAAUGAUGGAAAAAGUGACCUGCUCACAAUGCGUCUCCUGUGUGAUCAUGGUGACUGGUACGUGACUUCCUUUAUCAACCCGGACCCUAAUGGUCGACUAUCAAGUGCUCUGAUGGGGCGUGGAAUGGAUAGGGGAACUAAUGAAAUGCCCUGGCGGCGUACGAAAGUUUUAUCCAUAAAGUUCCAAGCUGCGCCUGAAUCUACUAGCGCCUUACACUUGGGAACUCUCAUGUAAUCAAGGAAAUAUAUCGGUAUGGUACAGUGCGCAGCAGAGGGCUCUGAACAAGUGUGAGUGCUCAAUACCUGGGGUGAUGCGAGAGUGCCCUGCCGGCCGCCUCCUGACCCAAAAGAGUGCUGACGACAACAUGUGGUGGAAUGUCCCUUCAUGCCAUCCGAUUGGCCCUGGCGCUGUCGUCUUCCGCUCUCUCGGUGCGCGGUACCACCCAGUUCCAUGAGCUCUGGGUCCGCGUUGGUCGGGGCGGGAAUGGCCAGCAGGUUAUCCAGACGAAUGGCCAUGUCCACCAGUUCGGUAAAAGACAAACUGGUGUCACGGCAGGCUAGCUCCCGUCGGACGUCCUCCCAUAGAUGGCACCGGAACUGGUUGAUCAGGGCCCGCUCGUUCCACCAGGAUCCUGCUGCCAGAAUCCGGAACUCCAGCGCGAACUCCUGUACUGUCCUCGUUCCCUGCCUCAAGUGGACCAGCUGCUCACCCGCCUCUCGACCCUUGGGCGGGUGAUCGAAAACCGCCCGAAAUAGUCGGGCGAACUCCCUGUAGUCCUCCAACGCGGCUCCUCCUUCUCUCCAAACCGCGUUGGCCCACUCCAGGGCUUUCCCCGAGAGGCAGGAAAUGAGGACGGACACCUGCUCUCGAUCUGAUGGCGCCGGCCUGACACUGGAGCAGUACAGCUCCAGUUGGAGAAGGAAUCCCUGACAUAGAGCCGACGUCCCAUCGAACGCCCGUGGUCGAGAUAUCUGGAUCCCUCCGGGUGCUGUGAUGUAGGUGGCUGGAUCCGGUUGGCCAGCUGGUCUCGACGGAUCGGUUCCUCUUCUCUCCAGGCGUUGGACGACCUGAAGAACCCGAUCCAUCGCUUCCCCCAAGCUGGCCAGCAUAGUGGAAUGUUCCUGGACCCUUGCCACUAUUCCAGGCAUGCGCUCCUCUCCUGCUGACUCCAUAGAGGUGAGUGAUUAUGUGAUGAGGUGUGAAUGACGGAGUCAGGCGCAGGAGGUAAAACACUGAAAUCCAGAGUUUAUUCAGUGUACAUGAAUAAAGUGCAGCAAGCGUCAAAACGAAACUAGCACAAGGGACAAAUCCACCUUGGCUACAUACAAGGAAAGAGUAGGUCAACCGAGCUACUCACUCUCACAAUGAACAAUCACUCACAAAGGACAAGGGGGCAGAGGGAACACUUACACACAGACUAAUGAGGGAAUGAGUACCAGGUGUGUGUGAUUGACAAGACAAGACAAGACAAAUGGAGUGAUGAUAAAUGGAGCGGUAGUGGCUAGUAAGCCGGUGACGACGAACGCCGAAACCUGGCCGAGCAAGGAGGAGGGGCAGCCUCGGCUGAAUUCGUAACAUAUAUUCGAUAAACGUUUUUAUUAAAAGUAUGAAUUUCAGCACCCUGCGGAAAGACCUCAGUUGUACAGGACAAACAUAGGUACAGGUAAGCGUUUUCAGAAUUUACAUUUUUACAAGUAUCGACUGAUGGCAACUCAUUGUUGUUGCUAGAAAAUCACGCGACCACUUAUCAACAGUCAACUCAACUUCGAUAUAAGAGAACGGAGUUGAGCGAUCCUCAGCUACUAUCUGUCCAUACACCAAUUAGAAUCCUAAUGGGUUGGAGUGUUCUGUUCUGUUCUAAUGGAACCAUGCAUUCUGAAUUCCAAAUUAAAAUAUCCCACUGCUGCCACCAUACGUAUUAAACAAGGAAAUAAAUGACCAAUUAAAGCACAUUUCUGCAAAUGAGUUUUCUUGGACGCCAACCAAAGGCAGGGAAUAAAAGCUUAUUAGCAGUAAUUUGGCACAAAUAUGUGGUUUCUUUGUGUAAGACAUGCACGCCAUCUCCAGAGGUGGUUCUACUAAUGUCCAUGGAAGUGUUCUGAGAGCAGACUUCAGACAGAGGUGGUACCUUGGGGAGUUUCUCACGUCCUUGGGGAGUUUUUAAUGUGUGGACGGACAGUCAUUAGCAAGCUAGUUCAGGUAAAUUACAUCAAUGAAAUGUUUUUGUUCCUUCUAGGGUGAUCAAGGUCUACCAGGCUUGGCAGGACUUCCAGGACAGAAAGGCGAUCAAGGAGACAAGGUAAAGGAGAUGUUAAAUAUCUAUCUAGCUCAAUAG